AUGCCUGACUAUGCAGAUACAUGCAGUCUUGCAGAUCCAACGCGUUGCCUCCCUGCUCAAAAUAGUCAAUUGCGGCAGUGUGCAUCAAACGUGUUUAAACCUCAUGAAGCGGAUUCGAAACCAAAGAAAUCAUUCAUGGUACUAGCUAGCGGGUCUCAAGCUUCCAAACACAGUGGUACAUACGCUAGGAUGGCAAAACAGAAAGACCUUUCCAAGCUCAACGCAAAGCUGAAUCGUGCCAGACAAACGGCUAUUCGAAUAUAUAAAAGAACAUCUGUUCUCUUUAUUUGCCGAGACGACUUUCAGGCUGAUUGGUUCAAUGUUUUGAAAUUGGGUGCAGGUAUGGUCGAAUUCGAUGAUGUGGACCCUGAGCGCAUUGUAACAUACCGUUGGGAUGCUGAUGCACCGGAUUCACAUCAUCUGUUUGUGCCGCUUGCUACUUCACUAUUCAACAAGAUUCGGGGAAACACUGCUCUCCGUACGGUUCCGAUUGAGCACAAGGACAUGUAUUCGUUCCCGCAGAACCUUCUCUUGCUGCUGCUACGAAUCGCCGAGGAACCCACAAAUGUGAACAAACAGUGGGAACUAAGCAUACGCCGUGCUAUAGGCCCCUUGAAUGCUGAGAUGAAGACUUCGAUCGAAGCAAAGGACCAAGAACUUGCUAGCAGGUUACGUAGCCUCCCUCUGGACGCACAAACCCAUAUCCUCGAGCGUGUUUCAAUUCCAAGCGUUGAAUCUCUAAGCAGACUCUUCAGGGAGCUCCCUGCGAAGGAUACAUUGCGUAGAUUGGUUUGGCAAGAAAUGCAACUUUUGAAUUAUUUUAGUCAGGUAGACCGACAAGCGUUUCGAAAUUUACACCUUGAUGAUGAAUCCUUAAGUUCUAUUGUCCGGGCUCAUUCAUUUGAUUCCAAGAGAGCUGGAGGCACAGCUUGGUACGGAGGCAUGACGAUCGAGCCAAUUUCACUAUCUGACGAACUAGCAAAUAGGAUUGUUCCAGCAAAACUUUCGCCCUUAGCGGAUUAUUACCAAGACUAUGACCGACUUCUCAAUGGCCAUGUUCUCGAAAACAGGAAGACUGCCAGUGUAUUCGUUCCCAAACUUACUAAGUUACCCACGGGCUGGUGGCUCACUUCAUUGCCAACAUGGAUCGAAGGCGACGUGAGAUCAUUAGUCAAAGAGCUCUUCGACAGUAUACAUUCCGAUUAUAUCACGGUACUCACAGUGAUCAAAGAAAAAAAUAAAGUAGGUAGAACAACAGCGUUAACAAGUAAAGCUUCAAACGCGUAUUUUAGGUUGUUACACCCUGAAAUUGAUCCAUACCUAGGAAUCGAAGGUCGCGGAGCAAGUAUUUUGGCUAGAUAUCAACUCGCACGACAUUUGUGCGAAUAUUCAGGAAUCGACUUGAACCAAAUCUUUCCACAAUCAAUCCAAGACCCUAUACGCGUUUUCCUCUGGUUAAAAUCUCUUUCAAAUCGUUGGUCAAGCUUAGAUCAUCUUACCCAUGAAUUUGCUUAUCAAAGAUCCCCUCGUUCCAAAAGAUGA
Melampsora larici-populina 98AG31 is the source of this 1542-nucleotide messenger RNA. RefSeq lists its product as uncharacterized. NCBI's taxonomy places the organism in Eukaryota, Fungi, Basidiomycota, Pucciniomycetes, Pucciniales, Melampsoraceae. The transcript is spliced from 6 exons. The record is from RefSeq and is a predicted model, not a curated record. The coding region runs from base 1 to 1542 and encodes 513 amino acids.